Molecule: messenger RNA, 1391 nt
Organism: Galendromus occidentalis (western predatory mite)
Lineage: Eukaryota; Metazoa; Arthropoda; Arachnida; Mesostigmata; Phytoseiidae
Exons: 5
Coding region: 98-1024 (308 amino acids)
Molecular function (GO): protein binding
Source: RefSeq, a predicted model, not a curated record
GGCAUUCACUUAGAAGGCGUGUCGUCUACAGGCCCAGCGUCUCGUCCCGCGCAUUCGAAGCAUUCAUCGACCAGUGUUGUACCACUCUGACGGGAGCAUGUUGGGGAAGCUUUUUUUCGUGACCAUAUCAGGCUUGUUAGCUGUGUCUGCGCAGGAUACAACCGUUUACCUUGAAGAUAAAUGCAAUGCCCUCGUCAAUUUGGAAGUCGAAGACUCGAUAACGAUUCGCUUGAAGCGGGACGGAGAUUUCAGCCCGCCUUCCUGCCGGACCGUGCUGACUUUACGCCCCAAAGGAAAUGCUCGGCUGCUGGCGGCAGUUUCCGCUUUUGAUUUGACCGCGGCAGGAGAUGGGAAAUUCUGUUUGAGACAUUUCUUGAAGCUGGAUGGUCUGGAGGGCACGACCCAUAACGACAUCGCAGAACAGCGUCUCUGCGGCGGUCCGGAUAUCAAAACAUUAGGCCGCUACCUGUUCUCCAAUGAAACGGAAAAUACUCUUUACUACUCCCGGUCGGUCCCUUUCGAAAGGAAUGACAGUGUAACAAUCACGGUUUCAACCGUGGCUUUUGCCGAUGCCGACGGCACGUGCUUGCUCCCGAACCGAACACCCGAAGGCGAAGGAAAUUUCAAGUGUGAAUCUGACAGCUUGUGCAUCCCUCGAGUCCUGAAGUGCGACGAGCAGGCAAAUUGCAAAGAUGAAUCGGAUGAGCGUGACUGCAUCGGUACGAUCACGACUGAACCCGCGGCUCCGUCGGUCUCAACUGUAGCGUCUCUGAGUCCAUUUAAGGAAAUUGCCAGGGAUGAUCGUGCAUCGGGCAGCUCCAAGCGACCUCAGAUAAUUAUCGGAGCUUUAGGCGGUGUAGUCAUCCUGGCCCUGGUAGCAAUAAUUGCUUUGUUCCUAGUCAGGAGGAGUAAACGUCGAUAUAGGACCGUGACGACAACCAACGUCCCAGAAUCGGCAUCGAGACACGACGACAUAGAGGAGAUUAACACAGCUUUGAAACAGCCAGAAGAUUCCUCAGUCUAAAGAUCGAGCGGCUGAGCUACAGAUCUCGAUCGUGAUCAAGUGCGGUCAUCCCGCAUCGGCCGGAACAUUUUGUCGCUGCAAUUUCUCGAGAUACGUGGAAUGUCCAAAGCGCCGUCGAGGCGAGAGCGAGCCUCAUGCGUGGGGCUCGAAACUAUUUAAAUUUUGCUCAAGGAGAAAAGUGACCGCUUGUGAGAUAUGUAGAAAUCACAUCUACCUCAUAGAAGAAGAUUUGCGCUCCGAGGUCCACGGACACCGCGUAUCUGCCGUAAUUUUCGCACAUGUCGGAGGGCGAGCUCAUCCUUGGGAGCGGCGCGAAUCCACAGGGGUGUAUUUAUGGAAUCGAAAAUAAAUCAUUGAUGGAAUCCGA